UUCCACCUUUGUUUAAGCUCUGCUCGUCAGCAGCCCACUCCUUCAAACUGGGGAACAGGAGUGGGUGGGGGACCUGCAUAGAAGAACACCGGGGUAGAGGGGGCGGACAGACCAGGAUCCCACAGCAGGGGUAUGUGGCCCAUCAAUGUGCCUUCAGACUGUUUCUCUGCCUGGGAUUCCACCCAUCCCAGGAGACAGCUCCAGUUUCUGGCGCAAAGGGGUUAAGUCCACUUGCACUUAUCGACCAAUAGCAGCACGCAGCGCCUUCGCGGCCUCUCGUGAUUGGCGGACACACAGGGCGGGCGGGAGGAGAGGGGACACCCACUCUGCCCAAGGAUGCACUUAAGAGGCUGUGGCAGCCGUGGCCGUGCUGCGCAGCACCAGAUCGCCUCCGCCAUGAGCAGCGCCACUGGCCCGGACGUAGCGGAGGCACCUGAGGAGCGGCGUUUUCUCAGCACCGCAGAGGCAGCUGCCCUGGAGCGGGAGCUGCUGGAAGAUUAUCGCUUUGGGCGGCAGCAGCUGGUGGAGUGGUGUGGCCAUGCUAGUGCUGUGGCUGUGACCAAGGUGUUCCCUUUGCUGGCUCUUUCCCGGAAGCAGAGGACAGUGCUGGUCGUGUGCGGCCCGGAGCAGAAUGGGGCAGUGGGGCUGGUCUGUGCCCGGCACCUGCGGGUGUUCGAAUAUGAACCAACCAUCUUCUACCCCACACGCUCACUGGACCCACUGCAUCGGGACCUGACUAUCCAGUGUGAGAAGAUGGACAUCCCCUUCCUGUCCUAUCUGCCCACAGAGGUUCAGCUCAUCAACGAUGCCUACAGGCUGGUGGUGGAUGCUGUGCUGGGCCCCAGUGUGGAGCCUAGCGAGGUUGGGGGCCCCUGCACACGUGCGCUGGCCACGCUCAAGCUACUGUCCAUCCCCCUUGUGAGCCUGGACAUUCCCUCAGGCUGGGACCCAGAGACCGGCGGCGACUCUGAGGACGGGCUACGGCCCGACGUGCUGGUAUCCCUGGCGGCGCCCAAGCGCUGCGCCGGCCGCUUCUCCGGGCGCCACCACUUCGUGGCCGGCCGGUUCGUGCCCGACGACGUGCGCCGAAAGUUCGCUCUGUGCCUGCCAGGAUACACAGGCACCGAAUGCAUCGCGGCGCUUUGAAAGCCACCCUCGCCUACACGGCUUGGGACUGCGCCAAUAAACAGACGUACUGCCA
Sus scrofa (pig) is the source of this 1201-nucleotide messenger RNA. RefSeq names its product YjeF N-terminal domain containing 3 (gene YJEFN3). NCBI's taxonomy places the organism in Eukaryota, Metazoa, Chordata, Mammalia, Artiodactyla, Suidae. The record is from RefSeq and is a predicted model, not a curated record. Gene Ontology annotation, cellular component: mitochondrion. Gene Ontology annotation, molecular function: NAD(P)HX epimerase activity.